Racocetra fulgida is the source of this 199-nucleotide messenger RNA. The record is from the annotation of a GenBank genome assembly. Lineage: Eukaryota; Fungi; Glomeromycota; Glomeromycetes; Diversisporales; Gigasporaceae.
AAAUUCUGAACACAUUCCCAAUAGUAAUAACAUUUGUGAUCAAGAAAAAGUUGAUGCUGGUAACACUCUCAACGAAGAAAAUAAUAACAAUUCUGAUGGAUCAUUUAUUGUGAAUGAAAAUGUUGCUAAAUGUAGAUAUGUAUACAAGGCAUGUGAUAAAUCUGAUCAUAAUGUUCGAAAAUGUAAAUCUAAAGAGUAA